AAUGCUCACGACUCAUCACAGCGCUCUAAGAAACAAGCAAUUAUGAGAUAAGAGAGAAAGCUGGUAUCUUUCUUCCGUCAACCGUCAUUUUCAAUCAUCAGGAGACUUGUUAUCAUGAACUACACAAAGUUUACAUAAUUACUUCUCCCCCACUCUCUUUAUACUGCUCCCCCACCUUGCAUACAGACCGUUAGACCGUUAGAAACCCUUAUGACCAGAUGAGAAAAGAUGUACAAAUAGAGAGACUUUUACGCGACGAGCUUCCCCCCACCAGGUAAUAGAAGAUUAUCCACCAUUCUCUAACACCAGCUAUCUAUCAUUCCAACAAGCAGUUGAGCUCAUUCGCAAUGGAGGACAAGACCGCUCCUGCCGUUCAUAGCCUCGAGCCGGUAGGCUCUCACUCAUCAUUCGACAAGAAGGAGGUUCAUGUCGAGCUCGAAACCACUCAGAAACAGGGAGAGGCAACGUUCUAUGAGACCAUCUCUGCUUCUCCUCUUAAUCCGUGGUCGAAAACUAGUUUCCAGCUCUAUGGGAUCUUACUUGUGGCUGCAUUGAAUGCCACUGCUUCUGGCUUUGAUGGGUCUAUCUUCAGUUCUAUCAAUGCCAUGUCACAGUACUCUGAGUACUUCCAUCACGAAGAACUGGGCAGCUCCACUGGAAUCAUAUUCAUGAUCUAUACUAUCGGUAAUAUGAUCGGUUCCCUUUUCACAGGACCUAUCUGUGACCACUUUGGCAGACGGGCAGGUAUGGGUUCAGGCGCUAUCAUCAUUAUGGCGGCCGCCAUCAUCCUCACUGCUGCAAAGAAUGAUUCUUAUUUGCUCGGUGGUCGAUUCUUGCUGGGAUUUGGUAUCUCUAUCGGUACUAGCUCAGCACCUACUUAUGCCCUUGAGCUUGCUCCCCCUCAAUGGAGGGCUCGAAUCGUUGGCUUCUAUAACACUUUCUUCUACGCUGGUUCCAUUCUCUCCACUGGUGUGGCUUACGCUUCCAACAAAUCUAGCGGCGAGCUAGCUUUCCGUCUUCCCCUUGGCCUUCAGCUAAUCCCUCCAACAUGUAUCCUUGCGGGUCUCGCUUUCGUCCCCGAGUCACCACGUUGGCUCACUGCUAGAGGCAAAACAGACCAGGCGGCGGAGAUCUUAGCGAAAUAUCAUGGAGGCGGUGAUAUCAAUCAUCCUGUAGUCCAGAUGGAAUUGAGAGAGUUUGAAGAGGGUAUUCAAGUAAAAAAAGCACAAUCUUGGUGGAACUAUUAUGAUCUUGUCGAUACUCAUAACCAGCGAUGGAGGUUUCUUAUGAUGGCGUGCAUGUCCUUCUUCGCACAGCUCUCCGGUAACUCUGUCCUUACGUACUACCUCCCCUCAAUGUACACCAAACUCGGCAUCACAUCCACCGACCGUCGUCUCCUCCUGACGUUCGCCAACUCGAUUGUUUCUUGUACCGGCGCCGUUUUUGGCUCGGCCACCAACGACAUGAUUGGCCGCCGUACUAAGCUUUGGGUGGGAUCCAUCGUACUUGCCUGCUUGUUUGCUGCUGUGACAGGCUUUUCGAGCCAGUUCGAGGGCGGAGCCGAUAAUGUGGAUGCGCCCAUGAGCAAUGCUGGUGUGGCGUUUAUCUUCUUGUUUGGAUGUGCCUAUAGCUUUGUGUACACUCCCCUGACAGCCACAUACUGUGCAGAGGUGUUGGCUAACCAUACCAGAGCAAAGGGAAUGGGAGUGCAUGUGAUCAUGAGCAAUUGUGCCAAUCUGUACAACACUUAUGUUACAGCUAUCGCUCUUGAAGCAAUUGGAUGGAAGUAUUACCUGGUCUUUGUGGCGCUUAACUUAGUAUAUGCGGCCGUUUGGUUCAUCUUGGGUGUCGAAACUCGUGGUCGAACACUCGAGGAACUCAAUUCGGUCUUUGAUGCCAAGUGGCCUCCAAAAGAGGCGCUGAAAAAGGCCACUCUGGUGAAGGCGGAGGGUCGUCUAGAACAGCUUUGAGUGGGCAAAACUGUUCGUAGGCAGAAUGUUUGAUCGUGUACUGGAGAACAUGGCGGUGUACAAAGUUGUUUUGCUAUAGAGCUGGCGGGUCCUCAGGGUACUGGCAAUUGUAUACGAAUCAUAAUAAAGGGGCUACUGUACGAGUCUU
This is a messenger RNA of Cryptococcus deneoformans JEC21, 2118 nucleotides long. Its product is annotated as hexose transport-related protein, putative. Gene Ontology annotation, molecular function: carbohydrate:proton symporter activity. The transcript has 10 exons. The record is from RefSeq and is a predicted model, not a curated record. Gene Ontology annotation, biological process: carbohydrate transport; transmembrane transport. The coding region runs from base 348 to 1970 and encodes 540 amino acids. Gene Ontology annotation, cellular component: membrane. NCBI's taxonomy places the organism in Eukaryota, Fungi, Basidiomycota, Tremellomycetes, Tremellales, Cryptococcaceae.